AGAGAUCUCGUUUUUUUAAAUUCCAUUUUGGUUGUCAUUUUUGACUUAUUUGAAAGAUUAGUAGGUUAACUGUCUAGUGUAAUCAAAUGUAGAAAAAUUUUAAAUCGAGCAAAUCAGCAAUUAUUUUUAUAUUGAAAGGAAAUGGUUUAAAAAAAUUGUAUAGCUAACCGAUAGAUAGAAAAGGUGCACUAACUAGGGUUCAUUCACCCCCGUAAUGGCUGACCCAUUUCUCUACCGGUGGAUGACAAAUUUGGAUUUACGGGCGAGAAAUUAUGUUCCUAUAAUUUACUUGGCAAUACCAGGCUCCAGCAAUUCCACCUCGUAUGCAGUACGGUGGAAUUCCAUCCCGGCACCAAUCAAACCUUGGAUGAAUUUUAUUUUCGACUUUCUCGUCGGUAAAUUCUCAGUGAAUCGGUGCAAAACACAGAACCUCAAUGUGUAUGAGCAACUACAGAAUGGAGUCAGAUACUUCGAUCUUCAAAUAUGCAAGAAAUCGAAGACCGCAAAUCCUAUCAGUGGUUUUUACUUCUGCAAUGGACGUUACUGCGAUCCUGUCGCCGAGCCAUUGACACUAAUAAAGAAAUACUUAGAAAGUCAACGGCAAGAGUUUGUUAUUUUAGACUUCAAGAAAUUCUACAACAUGAAACGCUUUGACCACGAUACAAUCCAAGAUUUCCUUUUCAAGUUAUUUGGGAAAUCUAUUUUUGGUCCAAGAAAUGGUUUUUUACUCGAUUUGACGCUUACGAAAGCCGCGCAAAUGGGAAAGCAAGUUUUGAUCAUUUAUCGAAAUGACAAUUUUUGGGAGAACGCCUGGCCGGAUUAUUGUUGGCCGUUGCUUUCUGUAAAAGUGGAUAAUGUUGAGGAUUUAUGCGGGGCAUUGGAAUCUAAACUGAAGCGGCGGCAACCUGGGACUGGAUGCAUCUCCGGAUAUAUUUACAAGCCAAGGGCACUGACUUUGACUUCUUAUUCACGUAAUGCGUUAACAUUAUCCUCUCGCAUAAGGCAAUGGUUACCCCAGCAAUCUGCCGGAUUUGUUAGUUUGAACGCCCCGCGUCUCAAUAUUAUUACUGCAGAUUUCAUCGAUAGACAGGAUGCGGCGUUUUGCAAAGAAGUCAUACGUUUGAAUGAUUGGUCGUUACACACUACGCAAAUAAAAGACGAUAAUGAAUCGUAUGUUUAAGGAAAAAUUUGGAAACAGGGAACAUUUUCUUAAAGCUGAUUUUAUAACAAUAAAGAAUAUUUUAAAUUA
Hermetia illucens (black soldier fly) is the source of this 1249-nucleotide messenger RNA. RefSeq lists its product as uncharacterized. The record is from RefSeq and is a predicted model, not a curated record. Bases 215 to 1180 code for a protein of 321 amino acids. Gene Ontology annotation, molecular function: phosphoric diester hydrolase activity. The transcript has 4 exons. Gene Ontology annotation, biological process: lipid metabolic process. Lineage: Eukaryota; Metazoa; Arthropoda; Insecta; Diptera; Stratiomyidae.